AUGACCAUACAUAGGCCUAUAACAAAAACGUAUUAUUUUGUUACUGUUAUUAGUUUACUAACUGCUAUAAGCAACGUUACAUACUCUCCCUUGCGAAGCGGAACAACGGAGAAAAGUUUAGCCCUCCCCACACAUCCACCCCACACAUCCUCCCCACACAUCCUCCCCACACAUCCUCCCCACACAUCCUCUCCACACAUCCUCCCCACACAUCCUCCCCACACAUCCUCCCCACACAUCCUCCCCACACAUCCUCCCCACACAUCCUCCCCACACAUCCACCCCACACAUCCUCCCCACACAUCCUCUCCACACAUCCUCCCCACACAUCCUCUCCACACAUCCUCCCCACACAUCCACCCCACACAUCCUCCCCACACAUCCUUCCCACACAUCCUCCCCACACAUCCUCCCCACACAUCCUCCCCACACAUCCUCCCCACACAUCCUCCCCACAUAUCCUCUCCACACAUCCUCCCCACACAUCCACCCCACACAUCCUCCCCACACAUCCACCCCACACAUCCUCCCCACACAUCCUCCCCACACAUCCUCCCCACACAUCCUCUCCACACAUCCUCCCCACACAUCCUCCCCACACAUUCUUCCCACACAUUCUCCCCACACAUCCUCUCCACACAUCCUCCCCGCACAUCCUCCCCACACAUCCACCCCACAUAUACUCCCCACACAUCCUCUCCACACAUCCUCCCCACACAUCCUCCCCACACAUCCACCCCACACAUCCUCUCCACACAUCCUCUCCACACAUCCUCUCCACACAUCCUCUCCACACAUCCUCCCCACACAUCCUCCCCACACAUCCACCCCACACAUCCUCCCCACACAUCCACCCACAUAUACUCCCCACACAUCCUCUCCACACAUCCUCCCCACACAUCCUCCCCACACAUCCACCCCACACAUCCUCCCCACACAUCCACCCACAUAUACUCCCCACACAUCCUCUCCACACAUCCUCCCCACACAUCCUCCCCACAUAUACUCCCCACACAUGCACCUAAACAUUGA
Messenger RNA from Physella acuta, 1032 nucleotides. RefSeq lists its product as uncharacterized. The record is from RefSeq and is a predicted model, not a curated record. Lineage: Eukaryota; Metazoa; Mollusca; Gastropoda; Physidae.